Solea solea (common sole) is the source of this 1482-nucleotide messenger RNA. RefSeq names its product egl-9 family hypoxia-inducible factor 3 (gene egln3). Gene Ontology annotation, molecular function: ferrous iron binding; peptidyl-proline 4-dioxygenase activity; L-ascorbic acid binding. NCBI's taxonomy places the organism in Eukaryota, Metazoa, Chordata, Actinopteri, Pleuronectiformes, Soleidae. The transcript is spliced from 5 exons. The record is from RefSeq and is a predicted model, not a curated record. Gene Ontology annotation, cellular component: cytoplasm; nucleus. Gene Ontology annotation, biological process: peptidyl-proline hydroxylation to 4-hydroxy-L-proline; cellular response to hypoxia. Bases 81 to 797 code for a protein of 238 amino acids.
CCUCUCUCUCCCUCUCUCUCUCUCUCUCUCUCUGUGUCUCGCGCCUCUCGCUUUCUCUGUCCCUGUCUCUCGCGGACACCAUGCCGGUCCUGGACCGCGUCUCGGACGUGCAGCUGGAGCGCUUGGUCGUGGACCGCAUCGUCCCGUCUCUGCUCGCCGACGGCUUCUGCCACGUGGACGGUUUCCUCGGGGCGUCGCUCGGGGACGCGGUGCUCGAGCAGGUGAAGCAGAUGCACCGCGGCGGCGCGCUGCAGGACGGCCGCCUGGCGGGCUCCGCCCCCGGCGUCCACCGGCGAACCAUCCGCGGGGACAAGAUCGCGUGGGUGAGCGGCAGCGAGCGCGGCUGCGAGGCGGUCAACGUCCUCCUGCACCGGCUGGACAAGCUGGUGUCCGCGUGCGCGCGCCGGAUCGGCAACAAGGCGAUCCGAGAGAGGUCAAAGGCUAUGGUGGCCUGUUACCCCGGUAACGGAGCAGGUUAUGUUAAACACGUCGAUAACCCAAACUGUGACGGACGACGCAUCACCUGCAUCUACUACCUGAACAAGGACUGGGACGCUAAGGAGCACGGCGGCGUCCUCAGGAUCUUCCCUGAAGGAAAACCCUACGUCGCCGACAUCAAACCACUGUUUGACCGACUUCUCUUCUUCUGGUCCGACCGCAGGAAUCCACACGAGGUGCAGCCGUCUUACUCCACCAGGUACGCCAUCACAGUCUGGUAUUUUGACUCCGAGGAAAGAGCUGAGGCCAAGAGACGCUUCAAGAAACUAAAAGUGUCAAAUGAGCAGCAGAGCAGCUGAACCCGAGGAGAUGUCGCCAUCUGGUGUUUGUUUCCCUGAACUGCAGGAAAAAGCUCAAAGAACCGACAGCGAGUGGAGAGCACAAACGGUUUGUGCGCUCCCGCGGUCAGCCUGACUGUAGCCUGAGCCCGCGACGCGUUCAAGUGACUGGCAGCCGCUCAGGACUUUUCCUGCUCUACACGAUGUUUGCGCAAUGUUUUACUGCCGAGGUGGAGGAAAAACGGCAGAUUGCACCUUUUCAUCUACACUUCACCAUCAGGUCGGUUUGAGGAGGUGAAAGCGGCGAGAAUUUGUCUACAAACGGACAGAAAUCACUCGUCUGUGAGACGGAUUUAUAUUUAUGUGUUUGUAAUACAAACACUAACGGGACCUUUGUGGUUUUCGAACAGAUGAAAGAAAGGGGUGGGGUCAAAGAGGAUUACUGUAAAUGACUUAAACAGACAACCCUAUAUAAAAAACACUUGCACUUUCCCUUUAAUGUUUACCUGUUAAAUGUUUUGACUGAGCUGCUGUCAACUGUUCAACAGAACCAUAUCAUCACCUCAUUUUUAGCAGUUGACAGUUUUAUGAAGUGGCCAAUAGGUGUCACUGCAGCCUCAGUUCUUUUUAACUGUGUUUCUGUAACAAGUGGAAAUAAUUAUUUUGUACGGCUAUGAAAUAUUAAAACAUGAUUUAAACUAAAGUA